AUGGCUGCUUUGACCCUCGAAUUACGAAGUGGCGACGAAGAAUCGAUUGAGUGUUGGGAUGACGAUGAAGACCUGCAAUGCUAUGAGGGAUUCCAGCUGCGCGCGGCAUCAAGUGCGACCUCUGUGACAAACUCAUCGGUCCACCAUUCAGUGCAUCGGGACUCCAUAUCUUCUCGUCGCUCUGCACGCUCGGACUUGGAAUCAAAUGGCGGUGGCGAUGAAGACUGGCAAGUUCAAUUGCUGGAUAACGAUGAGGUGAUCACUGAAGAGGCCAUUGCCUCUGCUAAAAGCGCUGGAAUACCUCUGCCUGUAAAUGUUCCUAAAUCAGCCCUUGUUGGUGGUACCAUCAAACGCCUUGGAUUGAGGAAAACCAACACAAAUGCGGUCGACGAUUGGGCUGAUGACGUGGAUUUUCCUGGUCCCGACGGAAUAAUGCAGUUGAGGGGGCCUUUGGAUACGUCUUUUCCUGAGGCGCUACGACAAGUCAGCUCCGCUGCAGUAAGUCCUAUUAAAGGAUCGGCAUCAGCUACAUGGGAUAGUGACAUCUCAACUCGACUACAACCGGCCUUACCAAUCCCAGCAAUCUCCCAAAUGGGCAACGACACGGACGACGCUCAUGAUAUCCCCACAAUCAAAGUUGCGAGACCUCGUUCGCCAGACAGACCCUCUCUUGUCAAUAGUCUCAUGUUUCAUAAGGACCACCGUUCAGGAGACGAUUUCGAGCAAGACUUUGAAUUGCCAAACGAUGAUAUUCCGCUGCGACUUGCUCCUCGCAAAGCCAAUGCAGGGCCCUUUAGCCCUUCUACAGAAGAAAUCGAGUUGGAUUGGUCCGAAGGCAGUAUUGGGGUCAGGUUUGGUGGGACCACAAGGGAGCAUCGAUCGAACCCGUCAUCUAUGUCCAUUGUGAGCCCGAGCGCUUCUAGCUGUCUCACGGCUGAAAGUGAAGACGACGGCCUCGAUGGUCUCGUUAUUCCUGAAGAGCCUUUAGACUUAGAAUCACAUUUCAAGAAACGGGGAGGGCCUGUAGAUCAAGACCUGGCUUACGCAAAACCUCCUUGUGCCAGUCAAGCUUCAACUAAGAGCGACGAUUUUUUUUCGGGACUUGAGAUUGAGGACGGACUUUUUGAUCCUCAAAGGCUUUCAAUAAACCCGAAUAUCAAGUGCAAACCGGAAAAUUCUCGAAGUCCUGUGCGACACUCCACAACGACUCUCACGUUUACUAACAUGGCAAUAUCUCCUAAGUCUCGGAUUCCGCGUCCGUCCGGUCCAGAUCGCCCACACUCGACACAUUUAGAGACUGUCUCGGAGAGCGGUGCGCCCCUUCGGUUCAGGGGAUUACAGAGCCUAGUUGGGAACCAUUCAGCACAGCAUUCUGUGUCCAGCCUCCCCUCCGUUCAGCAAUCUUCGACGUCUCAUCGACGGCACACAAGUCGAAUGAACAAGGAAGCUUUUGCAAGCGACGGUGUCACUUUUGGCAGGUAUCUGGCAUCGAAGCGUUCAAUGCCAAAAAUGCGUGAUGCACAGCACAGCGCCACGUCGUCCUUUGGUCAACGUCUUUCCACCUAUUCUGAUGUGCCAGGUAUAAUAUCUCAAUCUGUGCACCGUCCUAAAACCCCAGUAGAUCGAUCGGGGCACGACGUGAAACACCUCAUGCGAAAGGCACAAGUGCCAUUCAUUCCUGCUGGAGCAUCAGAAAAGCAGUCGCACCAUGCAAGCCUUAAGAACCACCGUCAUAGUCGUCGAAAUAACCUUGAUAGUUCGAACGAUUCAUUAUUCACAAGCUAUGCCGCUCGAUCCUCGCGAAAUCGUCAUGACAUGGGUAGCAAGAGUCAUUCUGAAUCUAGUCCAGAGGCCCUGACCACUGUCACUAAACGCACUCUCACUCGACCAACUCGACGGCGGAAUUUUGGAGAUGGAUCGGAAUUGGCUCUGUUCGAUGAUUUGCCUACAUCUACCUCUGCGGAAAGUAGAUUUGUAAAACAUCCCUCCGGACGGGGUGUCCCACGAUCAUUCCGAAAUAAGCUGGGUCACAGCCCGACUGUUUCUCCCGAAGCAGAAGCAAUCACCCGGUCAACCCUCAGUAACUUGGGCGCGUCUCUCAACUUCGGUAACACCCCCAGGUUUGCACGAGACACUAAUGCAUCAAGAAAUGCGAGGGAACAGCGCAUAGCCUCUUUAUCAUCUAACUCCAAACUCCGCGAGAGCCAUCCACUUGCUUCUCUUGGCUCGAAUGCAAGAACCUCCAAUACCUCCCGGAUGCCUUCCAGCUCGGUUGCCAGCAGAGGCAAGAAGGGUAAAGCUACUGCGCUGCUUGGUUCUAGACCCCAUCUAAUUAAGCCACUAGGCACCGGUGUACAGGAGGCCAAGUCUAUCAAUGGUAUGCGAUACAAUCCAAAAUCCUUCUCUUGGGAGGGGAAUGAGAAUUUGGUUCGUGCCUUUGACACAAGUGCACCAAAAUCUCCAAAGCCAACACCCGCUCUCAUCACAAAUAUCGGAGCCAUGCAGAACGUGCAGGUUGUUGGCGGGAUGGUAUUUGACCCGCGACGUAUGUGCUGGCUGAAACUGGCGCCGUCACAGCCUGGGCAGGAUGGGUUGGUGGCUGUCCAGGACGAAGAUGAUGUCUUCGCUGGUCUCGAUGACUUGAAAGAAGGCUCUGACAUGGUAGGUGGGCGAUCAUCAACUAAUCAUGAGGACCUUUGUCUUGCAGCAAGCGGAGACGACCGAAGCUACGGCGGCUCCUCAGACGAAUGGCCUAUAACGGAGGAAUUUGAUGUUGGGCCCGAGUUUAUCAGGAGACAGCGCGCUGAGGAGGAUAAAUGGAGACGCAAGGUGGAAAAAUGGACGAGACGUGAUUGUGCAAAGCUCGGAGAUGGCUGGAGAUGGGGUAUCCGAGAUUUGGUACGAUUUAAUGGGACUGUCAGUGCCCCGGGUGUUCACAAUGUAUGA
This is a messenger RNA of Aspergillus japonicus CBS 114.51, 2946 nucleotides long. RefSeq names its product putative cytokinesis regulator (Byr4). The transcript has 2 exons. Gene Ontology annotation, cellular component: mitotic spindle pole body; SIN/MEN two-component GAP complex. NCBI's taxonomy places the organism in Eukaryota, Fungi, Ascomycota, Eurotiomycetes, Eurotiales, Aspergillaceae. The record is from RefSeq and is a predicted model, not a curated record. Gene Ontology annotation, biological process: regulation of Ras protein signal transduction; mitotic spindle orientation checkpoint signaling. The coding region runs from base 1 to 2946 and encodes 981 amino acids. Gene Ontology annotation, molecular function: GTPase activator activity.